Messenger RNA from Microtus oregoni (creeping vole), 976 nucleotides. RefSeq names its product DNA damage inducible transcript 4 like (gene Ddit4l). Lineage: Eukaryota; Metazoa; Chordata; Mammalia; Rodentia; Cricetidae. The coding region runs from base 208 to 789 and encodes 193 amino acids. The transcript is spliced from 3 exons. Gene Ontology annotation, cellular component: cytoplasm. The record is from RefSeq and is a predicted model, not a curated record. Gene Ontology annotation, biological process: negative regulation of signal transduction.
GCCAAGUACUUAUUCAGGAUGACACAGCAAAGCCCCAGGCCAUGGCUAACAGGACCUGGAGCUUCCUCCUGCCUGAACAGCUCCUUCGCCAAGACCUGGGCAGUCUGAACUUGGAAGAACGCAAGCCAUGGGCAGGAGCAAACAUCAAAGAAUCCAGCGCCUUGGGGAAGACCGUUCUGCUCCGCGAGGGAAACAGAGCCGUUGACCAUGGUUGCAACGGGCAGUUUGAGCAGUAAGAACCCGGCCAGCAUUUCAGAGUUGCUGGACGGUGGCUAUCACCCUGGGAGUCUGCUAAGUGAUUUCGACUACUGGGAUUAUGUUGUCCCUGAGCCCAACCUCAACGAGGUGGUAUUUGAAGAGACCACGUGCCAGAAUUUGGUUAAGAUGUUGGAAAACUGUCUAUCCAAAUCAAAGCAAACCAAACUGGGUUGCUCCAAGGUCUUGGUCCCUGAGAAACUGACCCAGAGAAUUGCUCAAGAUGUCCUGCGGCUCUCCUCCACGGAGCCCUGCGGUCUUCGGGGUUGUGUGAUGCACGUGAACUUGGAAAUUGAAAAUGUGUGUAAAAAGCUCGAUCGGAUCGUGUGUGAUGCUAGCGUGGUGCCCACCUUCGAGCUGACACUCGUGUUCAAGCAGGAGAACUGCUCGUGGACCAGCCUCAGGGACUUCUUCUUCAGCAGAGGUCGCUUCUCGCCGGGCCUUAGACGAACUCUGAUCCUAAGCUCGGGAUUUAGGCUCGUUAAGAAAAAACUGUACUCUCUGAUUGGAACGACGGUCAUUGAAGAGUGCUAAGGAGGAAAAGCAAUUAAAGGUUCCUAAUGAGUGGAUAAUAAACCUCUAAAGCUAUUCAGUCAGUCAUUUGUGGUUUGCCUGCCUGCCCUCACCAAGAACUCCCAGAUCUAGGCCAUCUUCCUUCUGUGUCUCUCGCCCAUAGCAACCUACUUCAAAGGCUGAUUUUUUUUUUUUUUUUGGCUUUUAA